ACCUUUAAAUGUCAAACUGACACUUCAUGUCCGUACAUUUUUGUCUGGCUCCGUAAUGAUUUUUAUUUUCACAAUACAAUAAAAAGUUAAAAGUGUAACAAGAACAUGGAGGUGUUUAACAAGUUCUAUUCGUCAGUAAGCAACACAGUUUCGCAAUUAUCUGGAGUUUUGCCCGGAAAUCCUGUGACAAGAGAAUUUGAGGCGACACAAUUCAUAGCCAGCGCUGGUCCAGGUCUACUAUGGAAAAUAUACAAAGGCUACAAAAAAUCCACAAAACAGGAAGCAUCAAUAUUCCUCUUCGAAAAGAAAUAUUUGGAAAGAUGGUCGAAACCAGACAGGGAUAUAAUGCUGGAGACUCUAAAACGGGGCAUCAUACAGCUGACGAAGUUACGGCAUCCGCAGAUACUCACGGUACAACAUGGACUUGAGGAGAGCAGGGAGAGUAUUGCGUUUGCAACGGAACCAGUGUUCGCAAGCUUAGCCAACAUACUCGGUAACACAGAGAACAUGCCACAACCCACACCAGCUCACAUAGUCAACUACAAACUGUACGAACUUGAGAUUAAGUACGGAUUAAUGCAGGUAGCUGAAGGUUUAUCGUUCCUACACAAUGAUGUAAAGCUUCUCCACCACAACAUAUGCCCGGAGUCCAUAAUAGUAAACCAACAAGGAGCUUGGAAGAUAUUCGGUUUCGAUUUCUGCAUCGCCAAUCAAAGUCCGCCAGGGUCGGCUCCGUUCUGGCCAUUCAAUGAGUAUUGUCCUGCUAUGCCGGCUCUCACUCAACCAGUUCUUGAUUACUUGGCUCCGGAGUAUGUUCUGUCUGCUACUCACUCUCCUGCCAGUGACUUAUAUUCUCUGGGUAUGGUGAUAUAUGCUCUGCAUAGCACUGGACAUCAGACUUUAGGUAAUGUAGGUAAUGACUAUGGGAAAUUCAAGAGAUUUGUGAAUGAGAUUAGAAAUCUGCCGCCUUCAAGGUUGUCGUGUGUAACCGAUGGAUUGAGGGAGUAUGUGAAGCUGCUGUUGAAUGCUACGCCUGAGUUAAGGCCAGAUCCUCAUCAGUUUUUGAAAAUUCAGUACUUCGAGGAUGUAGGUGUGAAGACCCUCAAUUACUUAGACUCGUUAUUCCAAUGGGACAACCUCCAGAAGUCUCAGUUCUACAAAGGUUUACCACAGAUCAUACAAAAGAUGCCGCACCGUAUCUGCAUCUACCGUAUACUGCCAUGCCUUACCAAAGAGUUUGUAAACCCGCCCAUGGUUCCUUUCGUGCUCCCCAACGUGUUACUCAUCGCUGAGAACUCUACGAAAGAAGAAUAUAUAAAAUACAUACUCCCUGUUCUGAAACCUGUGAUGAUGAUCCAGGAUCCUAUACAGAUCCUCUUAAUCUUUAUGCAGAAAAUGGAACUGCUUCUAAAGUUAACUCCGGGAGAGGAAGUGAAGUCGGAUAUACUGCCAAUGUUGUACAGGGCGUUGGAAUCGGAUGCCCAACAGAUACAAGAGCUAUGUUUGUCCGUUCUACCAACGUUUGCGUCCUUGAUCGAUUACCCGGCGAUGAAGAAUGCUCUCCUGCCGCGAAUAAAGAAAUUGUGUCACAAUACAAAUUAUAUAUCGGUGAGAGUGAACUGUCUGCUGUGUUUGGGGAAACUGUUGGAGCAUUUGGACAAAUGGUUGGUGUUGGAUGAGAUCAUACCGUUCCUGCCGCAGAUACCUUCAAGGGAACCAGCUGUGCUUAUGGGGAUUCUAGGUAUCUACAAACUAGCCCUAAGUCAUUCCAAGUUAGGCAUCACCAAGGAGGUGAUGGCUACGAAGGUACUCCCGUUCCUCAUUCCCCUCUGUGUGGAGAACGGCCUCACGCUGAACCAGUUCAACGCCCUCAUCACGUUGGUGAAGCAGAUGAUAUCGAAAGUGGAGACGGAGCAUAGAGCCAAGCUGGAACAACUUAAUUCUAUUAAUAAUGAGUCCAAGAUAAUGGAGCAAACAAUGUCUCCCACACCAGACACGCUGGUGUCAGCCCCGGCACCGCCGUCAGACCUGGACAAGAUGUUCACGGGGCUCGGCAUAGACCCGUUCUCCUUCAACCAGCCGCCCAGCAGGGAGAAGGAGACACCAGCCCUGACCGUCGUCAGCAAUAAUGGAAGACUCAGUAUUGAGGAUAAACAGAGGAUAGCGCAACAGCAAGAAAACGUCCGAAAGUUUUCGAACCAGCAACAACCGAAAGCGAUCCCCGCGCCACGGAGCAACGCCUUAACACACAAACCGGUGGACCUGGCCGCGACACUACUACAGUCCAACCUCAACCAACUGUCCAAACCCAUCCCCUCCUCAAUGUCCAACCCUGUCACCCCAAGCCAGGGCAUGGCACAACUUACCAACACACAUUUCAGCACCACAGGCAUGCCCGCAAACACCAACUUUGGUUACCAAAACCAAUUCACUCCGUUUGACAACCAACCAGCUCUACCAACCAACUGGAACGCACCACCUUCCGGAAACUUUAACAAUAAAUGGGCCAAUAACCAGAAUCAGUCGCAGGCCAAGAAACAGGAUUGGUCGGCCUUCGAAUCUCUAUUACCAACCCCUAAUAAUAACACCCCUUCAAAUAGUAACGUGAAGAAACUGUCAGAUAAUGAAAUGAUGGAUCUGCUGAGCUAAAUCCAAAGUGAUCGGUUAAUUAUCUAUGGUUAGUUCGGGUUGCCAGACAAAAAUGUUCAACAAACUAAAUUGUGGGAUGUGUCUAUGUUUAUGGAUUUAUAAUGCAACUACGUGAUUUAAAAAGUAAGUAAAAAAAUGGGAAAUGAUGAAAAUUUUUAGUUUUACAAUUUCUUUUUUAAUUGAAUCGCUUUUAUUUUAUCGUUUGACUGUUUGUCACAUCACAUUCCUGCCCGUAUUUAUUAUGAUUUAGGUGCAACAAAAUGAGGGUUUUAUUUUGUAUUAAAAUGACAUUUUUCUUAUUAAAUUUAUUAUUUAUUCGAAUUAUAUAAAAAUAGAAUAGCGUUUAAAAAUUAUUUUUAAGAACAUAUCAUAUUUAUUAUUUCUUGUCAGCCAGUGAAAAGGUCACUUUAAAAAUGGUAUUUUAUUUUAAUAAUAUGGCAACAUUUCGAAUAGUCUAUAAUGCUCUAAAACACCAAGCUUACUAUUGCUUUUAAACCGAUAUUUUAAUUUUAUUUUAUCGUAACAAAAUGAAAUGCUUCGAUUUACAGAAAGAGUCCUUCGAUUUUAUACUUUUUAAUAGUGACAUCUAUUAAAGAAAAUCUUACAGGUACGAUGUAAAGACAAAAGCACAUCAAGCUACUCACAAUCUGUCACUUUUUUUAAAUAAAAUAUCAUUUUCUUCAUUUUUUUAUCAUCAUAUCACAAGAAAAUGUCGUGGUUUAAUUCGAAACCUACCAUUCGAACUACAUUCGAUUUUUUGAAAUUGCCAACCCGCAUUGAACAAGCGCGGUGCUUAAUGUUGAGUAUCCCCAUGAUCACACCUUCUCCAUGCGAGAAGAGGCUUCUUUGAUCAGCAUUUACUGGUCGCUACCGCUGUAAUGUGAUGAUCAUAAGACGUCCUACCUACUUCACGAAGGCCUCCUCCAAUACUUUCAAAUGGCCGCUGUGAAGCGACCUGCUUCCAGCAGCUCCCUGAGACUUUUACCAGGUCAUCCAUUAUAGUUCUGUAAAAAAAUUGCUAGAUUUGGGGUAGCUUGACGUGCUUUCGUCUGUAUUAGGGAACUAGGGAAUUGAAUUGCAAAAAUGUAUUAAACUAUUUAGGAUAGAAAUAUUUUAUAUGUACAGAAUUCUUGAAACUCUUGGCCAAUACUAUAUCUACUAGUCUUUUGCAAUACAACCAGUGUUUUAGUCUUCUCGAAACUUAUUUAGAGUCUUAUCCCCUUACUUUAGAGUCCAAAAUUGCUUAGCGUUACUCUUAUGUUGUAUAGCAAGAGGCUGUGAAAUUGGACACCUCUGUGUAUUGAAAAACCAAUCUUAUGUUUAUAGUGUAAAGGUAUUAAUUUGCUCGACUCUUUUCGCAUGAUAUUCCGUUAGUAUGUGUAGUCGACGCACUGGGUACUGACACAAUUUGAAUAUGUAUGAACACAUCAAGUAAACCCUUUUUGGUCAAUUUUGAAUGAAUCCUGAAAAGCUUCCUGAUGGUGAUAUAGUUUUUCAAGUCCAUCCGAUAAUUACGGAGCCUAUUUAAUCCAAACAAUUAUACUCCUUGUUAUUAUAUUCAUAGAGUUCAUUUUUUUUUAUUAAAUCUUGUCAAUUUUGGUUGAUGAAUUGCCGCCUUCUCCCAGUGCGUUGUCUACCGUAGAUGUGAUACAUUUAUUUUUUAAACAGACUGCAUCAGAUGUGAUCUCUUAAAAAUAAACAACUUACUAAAUGUA
This is a messenger RNA of Spodoptera frugiperda (fall armyworm), 4364 nucleotides long. RefSeq names its product SCY1-like protein 2. Gene Ontology annotation, molecular function: protein kinase activity; ATP binding. Gene Ontology annotation, biological process: protein phosphorylation. The record is from RefSeq and is a predicted model, not a curated record. Bases 106 to 2649 code for a protein of 847 amino acids. NCBI's taxonomy places the organism in Eukaryota, Metazoa, Arthropoda, Insecta, Lepidoptera, Noctuidae. The transcript is spliced from 6 exons.